ACUGAAUAGUCUCACAUCUCCCUCUCCGCGAAACUCGCGCUAUACUUUUAAAAGCACGCGCAGGCGCCGCGGGGUCGUUGCGUGCGCGUUGGAGCGGAGAUGAACGCAGAGGUGGAUUACGGAGGCUCCGGGAGCAGCGGGAACGGGAAGCUGCGCCAGUGGCUCAUCGAGCAGGUGAACUGCGGCACGUACCCCGGUCUGGUGUGGGAGAACGACGAGAAGAGCAUCUUCCGGAUACCGUGGAAACACGCCGGGAAACAGGACUACAACCGCGACGAGGACGCCGCGCUUUUCAAGGCCUGGGCACUGUUUAAAGGAAAGUUCCGGGAGGGGGUCGACAAGCCGGACCCGCCGACCUGGAAGACUCGCCUCCGCUGCGCGCUCAACAAGAGCAAUGACUUUGAGGAGCUUGUGGAGAGAAGCCAGCUGGACAUCUCAGACCCAUACAAAGUGUACCGCAUCAUCCCCGAGAGCGCCAAGAAAAGACCCAGACUCGAGGACAGUCCUCUGAGUCCAGUGAGCUACCAGGUGCACUCCCCCUAUCCUGCCGUUCAGACACAGAUACCGCAGUAUGUGCCCACACCAGAGGGUGGCUGGAGAGAUUUCUGUCAGGAGCAGGCCUCCCUGCCUGAGCUGCCCUUCACUCACUGCCCCCCCCGCAGCCUGCCAUGGCAGGGCCAGUCCAUGGAGAAUGGAUACCAACUCAGAGCCUCCAUUUACUCGUACGGUCCUGCUGACAUUCAGCCCUCGGCUUUCUACCUGGACCCCAGCAUCCGAUCAGCGGAGGCGCUCUCAGACUUCCGCCUGCACGUUUCUGUGUAUUUCCGGGACUCUCUGGUGAGGGAGGUGACCACCUCCAGUCCCGAGGGCUGCCACAUCACUCCCUGCUCGCCAGAAGAGAAGCACUACCUGCCUCCUGGAGGUCCUGAGGUGGUCCCCCUGCCUGUGGAGAGUCUCUCUGCCCAAAGCAGGACAGAGGAGUGUCCCCCGAGUCCCCCGGCCACCCUGGAGAGGGGCGUGUUACUGUGGAUGGGCCCAGAUGGACUCUACGCUCGCAGGCUGUGUCAGGGCAGAGUGUACUGGCAGGGAGGACUGUCCCAGUAUGGAGACAAGCCCAACACACUGGAGAGAGAGGUCACCUGUAAACUCCUCCACACACAGGACUACCUGACAGAAAUCCAGAGCUACGGGCUCCACGGCCGGCCGCUGCCUCGUUUCCAGGUCCUCUUGCACUUUGGAGACGAGUGUCUGGACCUGCAGAGGCCAAGACGGACCCCCACAGUCCAGGUGGAGCCACUGUUUGCCAGGCAGCUCCUGUACUACGCCCAGCAGAUGGGUGGCCACUACUUCCGCAGCUACGAGCACCCGGGAGUCACGGACCACAUAAACACCGCUGAGGACUACCAGAGGACCAUCACACAUCACCACAGCAGCAGCCUGCAGGAGUGAUCUCACGAGGCUCAAGUGGCUGUGGAAAACCUCAAGACGCUGCGGUGACCUUUGACACGGGACACAAGAUGACUUUGCCAAGAGGACAAACUUUAUAGGCCUACAUGAAGAUUAUGGCCACGUCGUGACAGUGACCGUUUGCCCUGGAGGGUUCUGUGUGUGUGUUUGUCGGCGUUUGUGGCUGGAACCAAACUUGCAAUGUUACUGCUUUCUCUCCUUACCAUAUUUUUGUGGCACCAUUUUUGAUGGCUCCACACUUACUAUGCAAAGAAAACUGACAGCUUAUGUGAUUGUAAAGAAGAAAACUGUGGUUGAAUUUGAAUGCCUUAAGGUGAUAGAGAUUCUGGGAAAUAUGCUUAUUCA
Molecule: messenger RNA, 1812 nt
Organism: Pseudoliparis swirei
Lineage: Eukaryota; Metazoa; Chordata; Actinopteri; Perciformes; Liparidae
Product: interferon regulatory factor 4-like
Exons: 8
Coding region: 100-1449 (449 amino acids)
Biological process (GO): immune system process; regulation of transcription by RNA polymerase II
Cellular component (GO): nucleus
Molecular function (GO): protein binding; RNA polymerase II cis-regulatory region sequence-specific DNA binding; DNA-binding transcription factor activity, RNA polymerase II-specific
Source: RefSeq, a predicted model, not a curated record